GAUCCGGCGUUUUCAGCUUCCAAGUCGACUCUCCGAAUUACCCACACUCCGGUCCUGGUUCCCACUCUCCCUAGUUUUGUAGCACGCGAAUAACGAACUUUUGUGCGCUUCUGGGAUCAGAAUCAAUGGCGGAAGAAGACGUCGAUCGACGGGACUGGGUUCGCCGCUGGAAAGGCGAUCCAGUAGAGACCGAGCCUUUCUCGGAGCCGUUCCCGGCCUUCAAUCCCGAAACUUCUCUUGAACAAAAUCCAACGGCUUCUGAUGGAGAACAUCUAGAAGCUACUGGUGAAGAACGUCGAGACUCUGUCGAUACGGUGUCACCAGGGUCCAUAUCCCCCGGGCUUCAGGGUUGGGGCGCCGCCUCUCCUUCCCGAAAACCCGGCGCGCCAUGGAUCGCAGCCGGAUCCUCACCAGCAUCGUCCCCUGGGGGACACGACGACGUUGCUGCUUUGCAGAGAUCCGGGUCGCCAAUAUCAUCAGUUGGACUGCCACCCUCGAAUUUCUUCUCUGGUCGCCGCUCCUCGAUCGGGACCGUUGCCAGCACCACCAGCGCCGGUACUUUUCGUUCGAACCGAACUAACUUUUCUCGCCCCCGUCGAAGACCCGACGUGUUGAAGGACAUAUAUAUGACCAACCCCAAGAUCCUGAGAUCGCGUGAUGGCGAGAAUGGCCCGGAGUAUGGCUUAUGGACGUCGGAGACUGCGACAUUGGUCAAGAUCCUCCUGACUGGUGUUACGGAACCGCCCCGGAACGGGAUGUUCCAAAGAAUAGAUGCCGAGGAUGUGCUUCGAACUCACAUGGCGAACUCGGAUGCGAAAACCCACGCGCCAUGGGAACAGCUAUUAGCGUGCUACGACGUCGCCAUGAGAGGGAGGAGUGCUGCUUUUCUCGUUCUCGCAGACAUGUCGAAAAAGUUCCUUGAAGAAGAGGGACGUGGAAACCUUGAAACGGCGGUGCGGAAGGCUGAGGAGGAGAAGGAGACGCUCGGCAAAGUUGUGGAAUUCCUCGAGGCAGAAAAAAGGCAACGGCUAGAGGAGAUCGCGAGCUUGGAAACUACAAACCGGAUACUGCUUAGAGAUCGGUCGGCACUCGAGGCAGAUCAAGACAAAAUUAUGGCCAUGCAAAAGGAACGUCUUCAACGCUUGGAAAAGAAGAUGGUCGAUUGGGGAGAGCGCGUCAGCUUACCGAUCAUCCGUUUAUCGGCGAGUGACAGGGGCGAUGAUGAGCCUAGGUUUGAGGCCAUCCUCAACGCGCUUGAGGAAGCUCGCAGGAUCACGGAGACGACCGACGACCGCCUCAAAGUGGCCGAGGACGAAUGCGACGAGCUGCAUAAAAUGGUUUCGGACGUAACCGAUCUCAGGGUAUCGCAACUCGAUCUGCAGAACCAGGAGCUCAAGAAGCAGCUGGAAUCCGAACGAGCUCGGGCGGCCAAGCGGGAGAAACAUCACGCCGAAGUUGCGGCGCGCUUGAGUCAAAGCGGUUUGCGGAACCAAGAACUUAAAAGCGUGCUAGAGGCCGAACGAGCUCGCGUGGUCCAGACGGAGAAAGAUGACGCCGAAAUCAUAGCACGCCUAAUCAGCCAGAACGAAUCUCAGAAGCGGGAGAAGGAUCUCGGAGACACCAGGAUGAAGCAGGAGGCCGCUCUGUACCGGAACAAAUGUGAAACGUUGCAGCGGACAGUUGACGAACUCAAGCAGAAGAUCGCCGAUCAGGCUGUGGAGGCUGUUCGGGAAAAGAAGGAAUACGAGCGCAGGGUGGAAGAGAUCAAGGAUUCCAUAGAAGGCCUACAGACCACGGUCACCGGUGGUAUUGGCGGGCUCCAAGGUGGCCCUAACGCGGGUUCACCACCCAGCAGCCCCCGGGCACAUCUCCUACCCAAGGAAGCUAUCCAUGAGAUCAAGGCAACUCAGAUCCAGACCAUCCAGUCUAGCCAGGCGAUCAUGGAAGAGAUUAGGGAAGCGAUCAGGGGCGUCGUGGACCGAGUAUCUGCAGGCAUGGCAAAGUCCGUGGGAAUCGACUUCAAUGACGCCCAACAACAGAUCAUGAACGAACUUCAGAAACUCACCGUCUCGGCCGAUUCUUGGAUUUCACAGCAUCAAACCUUCGAGCAAAACCAAGCAUUGAUGCAUGGCGAACUCGAUUCACUUCGACAAAUGCUCCAGUCAAAUCAACAUACGUUUCAGGAGAUUGAACAACAACUCCAGCGGCACUAUGCCCAAGUUAAAACAGCCAAGAUGACCUCCCAAGAGGGCAAAGACUGGGAAAUGGCCCCAACAGCCUCUCUUGAUGGCACAAUUCCGUCCAAAGACUUGUCCUUUGGUGCCAGCAUCGAGGAGAUACAGUGUCUGAGGGCUGGCAGGGAGAUCAUCCGACAACUAAGGUCACCCCCAGAGACGAAAGAGGCAGGCAUGGGGCUCGACGCGCUCGUGGGCUCGCGAACCGAGAUGCUUCAUCAGCUGUGGCAGAGGCUCGGUGAAGUGGACCCCAACACUCCGGCCGAAGAUCUCAUCAUUGAGUUGGAGACGACCCUCAGGUCGUUCCAAGCCUACGGCAUUGAGAAGGACUUGACGGCUUUCUAUGGGAUGCUCGGUCAUUUCGACACGCUCUUCGAGGGCCUGCUGAAACUAAAACAAUACACCACGCAACCGCGUAGAGCGGAGCGAGACCUGUUAUGGGGGAUCCAGUCGAAAAUUGAGCAUCUCGAGGGCGGCCAGGAUACACUUGCGCGACUCACGACGGAGCAUGAGGCAUAUCGGACAAAACAAUCUCUUCGACCUCCCAGCUCUCGCCAAUGGGAGGAGCUCUUGCUUCUUACCAGUAAUUUCCUCCAAGCGAACGGCGACAUAUGGAGCUUGCCCACCUCCACCCGGGAGGAGGGUGCAGCGGCCCUGGAGAGGUUGGUAUCCCAAGUUCAGGAGAUGAUGGCCGACUCGGACCUGGCCAAGCGCAGGCGUGAGAUACAGAACGCUAUGAUGGAGCAAGAUAGCCGGCUGGUGGCGUUGGGUACCGAGAUUCCCAAGGUCAAGAGGCGAGCCAACGACUUGAUGAAACGGGUUGCCGCGUUUGACAGGGUACAGCUCAGGGGGUUCAGAGCAAGCGCCCCGAAUGUUAAACCGAUGGACCUGACCCUCAGAGCCGCACUCAAGAGGCAUGAAACAAGACUGCGGCGGGAUUACGACUUUAGCAAAGCACGUCUUGACAAGCUGCACGCCGACCAAGCGCAAUCACAAGGAUACCUUGACGGAGCGGCCGCGGCUGAACGUCAAAGCGCCCGGGAAUCCGUGAUUAGAGCCCUCCUUCAACUCCAAGCAUCAAGAGGCACAGGCCGACAUGGCGAAGCCACCUGCUUCUGCGCCCUUUUCCGCUACUUCUUCCCGCGAGGGUACUACUCGGUCGUCACCGGGGGCUGCUGUGCGGGCGGGAAGACGAACGCAUCCUCGCCAUCCGCUCCCUCCUGUCACGGCCACCACGGCCACGGCGUCCUCAUCUCCUCGGGUCCCCUCUGGACUUCACUCUGCCGCUUCCUAACCUCCAUCAUCUGGGUUCUCUUUCUGGUCUUCUACCAGCCGUCCGAACUCGGCAGAAUGGCCUCCUUUUUGCUACGGUCCCUCCUUGCGCCGCCCAUCUACGUCUUCCGCCUCGCUGAACACAUCUACACUCGCAUCCGCCACCGGGUCAGCACCACCAUCCUGCUCGCCACCGCCUACCUCUGGCUGACCUACGUGGCCGUAACCGUGGAGCGGCGGAUCUGGGUGGGGUCCAACGACUGGCGGUUCGCCUACGUGCGGGACCUGACGAGCGGGCGGCCGCCGCCCUACCCGGCCUGGUCGCCCGUCAGCGUCGACUACCGGCUGGCGACGGACCCCGUGUGGGUGUGGUUCGCCGAGGGGGUGCACGGGUUGUUUGGGUGGAGGAGGGGGAUGGGUUUGGAGUUGGAUGGGGGUGGUGGUGGUGGUGUUGCGGGGGAGGGGGUGUGA
Molecule: messenger RNA, 3977 nt
Organism: Chaetomium fimeti
Lineage: Eukaryota; Fungi; Ascomycota; Sordariomycetes; Sordariales; Chaetomiaceae
Exons: 2
Coding region: 126-3977 (1283 amino acids)
Source: RefSeq, a predicted model, not a curated record